CAGCCCGGGAGUCGGCCACCCCCGCGCGCGCCGGGGCCUCCCGCCAGCGCUCCGCUCCCCUACCCCCUCCCGGCUCCGCGGGCCCAAGCCCUCGGGCCCGCCCCCAGCCCGAGCCCGCCUCUCGGGCAGCCUUCGGAUCGGCCGGGCCAGCGCAGGCCCCCGCCCCGGGAGCACGAUGUUCCCCCGCCCGCUGACCCCGCUGGCGGCCCCAAAUGGCGCCGAGCCCCUGGGCCGGGCGCUGAGGCGGGCCCCCCUGGGCAGGGCCCGGGCCGGGCUGGGCGGGCCGCCCUUGCUGCUGCCGUCCAUGCUGAUGUUCGCGGUUAUCGUGGCCUCCAGCGGGCUGCUGCUUAUGAUCGAGCGUGGCAUCCUGGCCGAGAUGAAGCCCCUUCCCCUGCACCCUCCCAACCGCGAGGACGCGGUCUGGCGUGGGACGGUCCCCAGGCCUGGGAGGCUGUCCCUGGAUGCGGGGGACUCGGACUUACAGGUGAGGCAGGACGUCCGUAACCGGACCUUGCGGGCAGUGUGCGGACAACCAGGCAUGCCCCGGGACCCCUGGGACUUGCCGGUGGGGCAGCGGCGCACCCUGCUGCGCCACAUCCUCGUGAAUGACCGCUACCGCUUCCUCUACUGCUACGUGCCCAAGGUGGCCUGCUCGAACUGGAAGCGGGUGCUGAAGGUGCUGGCGGGCGUCCUGGACAACGUGGACGUCCGCCUGAAGAUGGACCACCGCAGCGACCUGGUGUUCCUGGCAGACCUAAGGCCUGAUGAGAUUCGCUACCGCCUGCAGCAUUACUUCAAGUUCCUGUUUGUGCGGGACCCCUUGGAACGCCUUCUCUCUGCUUACCGCAACAAGUUUGGCGAGAUCCGAGAGUACCAGCAGCGCUAUGGGGCUGAGAUAGUGAGGCGGUACAGGGCUGGAGCGGGGCCCAGCCCUGCCGGGGACGAUGUCACCUUCCCCGAGUUCCUGAGAUACCUGGUGGACGAGGACCCUGAGCGCAUGAACGAGCAUUGGAUGCCCGUGUACCACCUGUGCCAGCCUUGUGCCGUGCGCUACGACUUUGUGGGCUCCUAUGAGAGACUGGAGGCAGAUGCCAACCAGGUGCUGGAGUGGGUGCGGGCACCGCCCCAUGUCCGAUUCCCAGCUCGCCAGGCCUGGUACCGGCCGGCCAGCCCCGAAAGCCUGCACUACCACCUGUGCAGUGCCCCACGGGCCUUGCUGCAGGACGUGCUGCCUAAGUAUAUCCUGGACUUCUCCCUCUUUGCCUACCCACUGCCUAACAUCACCAGGGAGGCCUGUCAUAAGUGACCAUGGGUGUGAGCCAGCAGUUGUUGGGGAUUGGUUUUGACAGUGCCCCCUUCUGUGUUGCCAUACAGAGAAACCCUGGCUCUGGGGCCUGGGGCUUCUCCAGAUGCCUAGGUGGAAAGAAUUGCCCUUGGAAGUUCCUCGUCCAGGGUGGGUACACACAGUGGUUCAGAGGCCAGGGUUGGACAGGUGGCCUGGUGCUCUCCAUAGGGGGAUUUCUUGGGAGCCAGUGUGAUCCUUCUUGCCCUGGCAGGGCUAGAUACCAGUUUGCUAGUGUAGCAACGCAUCUCUUCUCAAGACUGGCUCCACGGCCCUGCCUGCAGGGAUUGUGCAGUCCACUUGAGCCACCUUAACUUAACCUGUAGCCAAACCCAGAGGAGGCAACCAUCAGGAGAUGACCACAGCGGGGGACCCUGUGGCUCUGAUCACCCAUUCAUCCACUCCAUGUGCCUCAGGGCUGGAGUCAGCAGUCGUGCCUUAUAAAUGACUUUUGUAUCUUUCCUCUUCAGACUUAGAAUUUCCUACACUUGCCGGGUUCUUUCCCUUUUUUCCAAGGAAAGGAAAACUGAAAGGGCCCUUCCAGGACCUGGCCCUGCAGCAUCCAAAGACCCCUGUGCCCAGCCUCUUCUUGGGACUCUGGGCACUCUCUCCCGUCCCCCAGGAUAGUGACUGUGGCUUGUGUAUCUGGCUGCCACUUUUCUGAUGCAUUUAUUUAAAAUUUGUACUUUUUGAUAGAACCUUUGAGAAGGCUUUGUUUUCCUAAUAGCUGAAUUUUUAAUAAAGCCAUUUUGUAUACAAA
Molecule: messenger RNA, 2102 nt
Organism: Balaenoptera musculus (blue whale)
Lineage: Eukaryota; Metazoa; Chordata; Mammalia; Artiodactyla; Balaenopteridae
Gene: CHST14
Product: carbohydrate sulfotransferase 14
Exons: 1
Coding region: 176-1306 (376 amino acids)
Biological process (GO): dermatan sulfate proteoglycan metabolic process; carbohydrate biosynthetic process
Cellular component (GO): membrane
Molecular function (GO): sulfotransferase activity
Source: RefSeq, a predicted model, not a curated record